Messenger RNA from Onychostoma macrolepis, 3323 nucleotides. RefSeq lists its product as uncharacterized. The coding region runs from base 1844 to 2650 and encodes 268 amino acids. NCBI's taxonomy places the organism in Eukaryota, Metazoa, Chordata, Actinopteri, Cypriniformes, Cyprinidae. The transcript has 5 exons. The record is from RefSeq and is a predicted model, not a curated record.
GUAUAUUAAGUAAAGAUCAUAUUCCAUGAAGAUAUUUUGUAAAUGUACUACUGUAAAUAUAUCAAAAUGUCGUUUUUGAUUAGUAAUAUGCAUUGCUAAGAAUUCAUUUGGACAACUUUAAAGGCGAUUUUCUCAAUAUUUUGAUUUUUUUGCACCUUCAGAUUCCAGAUUUUCAAAUAGUUGUAUCUCAGCCAAAUAUUGUCCGAUCCUAACAAACCAUACAUCAAUGGAAAGAUAAUUUAUUCACACUUAUUGACACUUAAGACUGGUUUUGUGGUCCAGGGUCACAUAUUACUCCGUAUUUGGGUUGUUCGUCCAUACCAUGCUCUCAACUGCAAUUUACGGUGGAAACAGAAUCAAUCCAUUUUAGUUUUAAAUUCUGUUGUUUGGUGCAUUGGAGCAAAUGAGAGGCCUUUUGAUAAAACUUGUACAGCAUCAUCCAUUAAUGGAAAACUUGAUAAAUUCACUACAGUGUCUGUUUGGUAAAACUGCGUGUACUCGGACGCCAUUGAUUGUUUAACUGUCUUCUUUCUCCCUCUCCUUGUCUUUCUCUUGUUUUGAAUGGUUCAUUAUUGGUCUGUGCUGUGACUGUAAAACACUGCUGGAAUCAGCUACUAUCAGAAAGAUAAUCAUCAUCACUACUGGUCGAGUUAAAGGAGUGCGCUGUGUUCUCUUUAAGGACAAUCCUCUCUGCUUGUUACGUGUUUUCCAGGUGUACACCCUUCCAUCUUUAUAAUCCUUUUCAUCUCUUGAAUUUAUCCACCUUCUGUUUCUUUACAUUUUCGGUGAAUUUAAGCAGUUCAUCUUGUAAUUUGACUUCCAAAUUUUCUUUUUCUUUAGUCACUGCAUUAUUUUCAAGUUGGUUUCUAAUUUCAUUUAUCACCUGUUGAACCUUAUGUCUAUCUUUUUUGGAUUCCUCAAUCAAUUAUUAUGGGAUCAUAAAAAUGCAAUUCGUACUAGAAACAAAGAUUACCCCAUGGCAGUACAUUAUGCAUCUGUACAUGACUCAAAUCCGUCUACUUCAAGAAUCAUUGGUUUGGAAGUUGUAACAGGAUCUAUUAGAAAGGGCGACAGACUACAAAGACUUUUACAAAGAGAAGCCUUUUGGAGUUUCAGCUAAAAGCCACCAUCUUUCCUGGUUUAAAUGAGGAAUUAGAUUUAACUCUAUAUUUGUGAAAUGAUUAAUCAUUAUGAUUCUUGUUGGUAUUAUUGUUUUCCUUUUUGUUUUUUGGGAUGUGAUUUAUACCUUGUAACAGUUCAUGAUAUUAUUGGUUCCCCCUGUAAUGAUUAUUUUGGUAUCUUCCAUUUCUACUGAGCAACUGAUUAUAUCUGCACCUGUGAUCAGUUUAGUAUCUGACACAAUCUGAGGAAGGCUGGGUGGCUGAAAUGCAUCAGUGUGCAGUGUUUUAGCUAUUUUUUAAUGUUUCUAGAAUAAGCCAUGUUUGAAUAAAGGCUUUUUAAUAUUUUGGAACCAGAAGAAGUGCCUUGGAUUCGUUUUUCUAUAGAUACAUUUUUAUUUAAUUUAUAGGUUUUUUUCCUCUUAAAUUUUUUUUGCAUUGAUUAAAUUUAAACAAAGGCUUGCCAGACAAUAAUUGCAGGCUUUUUGCACUUUUAGAAAUGUGACUGUGAAAUGAUUCUUCUUCUAUUUCUCUUACUUUCAGUUUUUUUUUUUUUUUUUUUGUGUGUGUGUGUGUGUAAGUAGGAAGUGCUAAAUCACAUUAACAAUCUCUGAAAACUUCCUAUUACUUUCUUUAUAAAAGUCAUGUAAUUUCCUGAUGUGUCAGUAGAGCUGCUGUCUGUCAGAGAGACUCGAUCUGACUCUCUUCCGCUGGACUUUAGAGAAAUGAUGCUCAUCUUUGGACUGAUGCUGCUGCUGCAAACUGCUGCAUGUCUGGAUCACUUCUGCAGGUUUGAUCAACUAUAUACGAUCAAACAAUGUUACGCAGCUCUGGGACACAAACUCAAUCUGCAGAUGAAGCUGAACUAUCAAUAUCUAGACCUUCGUUUUUAUAAGAGGUUAAAUAAUGGCAGUAUACUGCGAGUUUUUAGCAUGAAGAAAAAUAAAGAGUAUGAGGAUUAUUAUUAUGAUUAUGCAUAUGAAUCCAUCAGAAACAGAUCUGAGUUCUUCUUUGAUAAUAUGACUCUGAGCAUAAACAAUGUGAUCAGAGCAGAUUCAGGGAUUUACAGAUCAUAUGUCAUUAAUAUAGAUAUGGUCAUUGCCAGUGAACUUCAAGUGAUUGUUGAAGCUCCUAUUGGCUCAGUUAAAGUGUCAACCAACUGCUCCUCCAAUCAGAGGUCAGUGUUCUGCUCCUCUGAGGGGGAUCAGCUCCUCUAUAACUGGACUCUGAAUGGAGAUCCACUGAUGGAUGGAAACAGCAGCAUUGAUCUGGAUGAGGGAACUGAUGGAAACAUCAUCUGCAGCGUGAAGAACCACGUCAGUCACGCACAGAAGACCAUUAGACUCAAACCCUGUCCUGCUGUGUCUGUGGUGUUUGUGCUGGUCUGGUGUUUCCAGCUGAUGGUUCUGUUGGGUCUGUUAGGAGCUUUUCACAUCUACAUGAGACACACAUCAGGAGAGAAACAGGAAGAUCAGAAAGUGAGGAAGAGAAGAUUUAGAGAAGGACAUGAACACACAGCAGAAGAUUCAUGAGAGCAGCAGCAGAUCAUAAACUAGGAGUAUUUUAAUUUCAUUACUGUUCAUCCAAACUCUUUUAUUGAAUCUGCAGUUUUUUAGAUGACUUUUAACAUGUUUAACCACAUUUGUGCAUUUUUCUUCACAAGAUAUUUUUGUCAUUAUUGAAUAUUGAGAAACAUGUAGUUCUUUAGAAACUGUAAUUAACAUUUCAAUCAUUUCAAACAAGUCAAUUAACAUUUUAUCACAUCAAUGAACUUAGAAUAGAAACCAUUACAGAAAUUCUAAUGGAUUCUGCUACAAAUACCAUUACAAACAAUCAACUUUUAACCAUUAAAACCAUUUAAAAAUGGUUCACUUAAGUGUGUUUCAGCACAUGUUCCAUUAGGAUUUAGUGGUUUUAACAAGCCACCAAUAGAAGUCGACCAAUUAUAGACACCAACAGGGUCCAUUAUGUUUCCAUUAAAACCAAUACAGUUCCCAUUAUAACCAGUAAAAGCAUUACAAUUUCUGUGAUGGUUUCUAUUGUUUUGUUUUUUUUCAGCAGUGAUAAAAACAAAUUACAUAUAAAAAACGUAGCUGUAAUUUGAUUCCUACUCAUUUAAAAUGUAAAUUUAAUGAAAUGCAGUUAAUCAUAUUUUGUAUUUUAAAUACGUGACUAUGUAUUCAUCCCCUCAUUUUAAAUAAAAUA